AGUGUGAGAGAGGAAAGGCACGUGCAACUGGGACUACAACCGGACGACGAGGCAAUCACGGGACGCUACAACCCGUUGAACUGUCGAACUCGACGAGAAAUCCAUACAUCCACGAGUACACGUUAAACGUCGACAAGUCAAAGGCUCGACUUAACGCUGUACGAUCCAAAUCACAACCAGACGUCGACAAGUCAAGGCGACGAAACGCUGUCGAGAGAGGCCAUCUUGCGAAGCUACGGCUGGAAACGAGAAGCGACCGGUACAACGAGGCCGUGUGCCUGCAACCAUACCACGACGAUCGGCUGGCGAGAGGCGGGGGAGGCCGUGUGCCUGCGACCACACCACGACGAUCGGCUAACGAAAGGCGAGAUCCUGCACACCUGAAGCGGCAAGGAAUCACAUAUCAACGAGCUACGAGACACACAGCAGCCAUAUUGGACAACGCAGACGGCGGGAAGUCACAGCAGUCAUUGUUGGAGAAGGACGAAGCGCCGUAUAACAGCCAUAUUGGACAAAGCGAAAGCGGCCAUCUGUACGUUAGGCUUAAGGCAGUAAACGCACCGGAAUAUAGACAGAGACGAGGCACUCUGAAGGCUCAACUCACGCGAUUCACUACCUAUCUUGACAGAUUCACUGAAAAUAGAGAUGAGCAACAAUUGAUCGAACGCGCGACUGACAUGAAAUUCGUAAGACAGGAAUUUAAUACAAUACAAGAUGCGAUAGAUUUAUUAAACGAAGAACGAGCAUGUGCUAAACUGGGCAUAAACAAGAAGAGGAUUGAGAAUCCGAUAGCGGUAUCGGGAUUCAACGUCAACAUCACGCAACUCAAGGAGGCUGUAAAUGCUACAAUCAGUUCGAUAGACAGAAGAUUCACAACAAGACUAAACUUCCUGAUAGUCUCGGUAAUAACCGACGAUCUUCCAUCCAGAUUCAUCAAACAUCAAACACUGAAGCUGCCUGAACACAUUGAACUGGCCGAUCCAGAAUUUUAUAAACCAUCCAAGAUAGACGCUCUCAUUGGAGCAGAGCUGUUCUACGAAUUACUGUGCGUCGGUCAGAUACGGCUCAAUAGCAACAAGGGGAUCCUACUGCAAAAAACUCGGCUGGGAUGGUUGAUAACCGGAAAAAUUGAGUGCUCAGGAGUAACCACCAAGCAAUCGUUAUGCCACAUUGCACGAGACCUUGAGCAACAAGUCGAAAGAUUCUGGGAGAUGGAGCAAGUCUCUGGAAAAACUCACAUGUCAAGCGAGGAAAGGGAGUGCGAACUCCAUUUUAUUCAAAACACUACAAGAGACGACAGCGGUCGAUACAUUGUUAGGCUUCCAUUCAAUGAUAAAUUGAGUGAGCUGGGAAAUAACAAGCAAAACGCAAUGAGAAGAUUAGUCUCACUGGAAAGACGACUAAUGCAAAACGAGGACAUGAAUACAGGAUAUGGGAACUUCCUUGAUGAAUACAACACUCUCGGGCAUAUGCAAGAGACGUCAGAGCUACUUGCCGACACUGACGGCUACUUCAUACCACACCAUGCAGUUUUCAAGGAGACAAGCCAGACAACAAAACUCAGAGUAGUAUUCGAUGCCUCUGCAAAGAGCGAUACUGGAGUAUCCCUUAAUGACACCCUGAAGGUGGGUCCAACGGUACAACAGGACUUGUUUUCAAUCAUUACUCGAUUCCGGACUUAUACAUUUGCCAUGACGGCAGAUCUGGAGAAAAUGUACCGACAGGUGCGAGUACAUCCUGCGGAUUGUAACCAUCAAAGGAUUUUGUGGCGAGUUAACAGCACGUCUCCCAUAAAGAUAUUUGAACUCAGGACGUUAACAUAUGGCACAGCAGCAGCAGCCUUCCUAGCUACAAGAUGCCUAAAACAGCUGGCAUUAGAUGAAGGCGAGAAGUUUCCUCUUGCCAAACGAGCCUUAUUACAAGACUUCUACGUAGACGAUGUCCUUACGGGUGCUUUUGAUCUAAACCAGGCAUUGGCAUUGCGUGACCAGCUCAUUCAAAUAACACGACAAGGAGGAUUCAACCCUAGGCAAUGGCGCUCAAAUGCGGCUGAACUACUAGAAGGACUUACGGAUAAUGAGCAGGGUACUUACAAUUGUUUGAGCAACGUUGGCGCCCUCAAAACACUGGGUGUCUAUUGGAAUCCCAUAGGCGAUUUAUUAUUAUUUCGUAUCACCACAGAUCCCAAGGGCAAGGAAAACACUAAAAGAAGAAUUCUAUCCAGAAUAGCAACACUGUUUGAUCCACUGGGGCUUCUAGGACCUGUAAUUGUAAAGGCGAAGAUCAUUUUGCAAUCCCUGUGGAAAUAUAAAUUGGGCUGGGACGAGGCUGUUCCGCAAGAGAUUGCCACUAGUUGGAAUAAGUACAACUCAAAUUUGGGCCUACUAAAUGACUACAGCAUACCUCGUAGGAUACUUGGGAGUGUUUCAGGAGAAAUACAAUUGCACUGUUUCUGCCAUGCAAGCGAGAGUGCCUUUGGAGCAUGUAUGUACCUCAGAACAAGCAAGGAAUCGGAAACCAUGGUCAGAUUAAUAUGUUCCAAGACUCGAGUUGCUCCCAUGAAGCAGACAUCACUUCCUAGAUUGGAACUGUGCGCUGCACAACUACUCGCCAAAUUAUACGACGUGAAUAUAAACGCGAUGAACAUCCAAUUUUCACGAGUUUAUUUUUGGUCAGAUUCUACCAUAACGCUCAACUGGAUCAAGACCUCCCCGCAUAGGCUGAAGACGUUCGUGGCGAACCGAGUCUCGGAAAUUCAAGGGAUCACUCAAGGUCACGAGUGGCGUCAUGUGCCAUCAGCUGACAAUCCCGCGGACGCUCUCUCACGCGGUCAAUUUCCAAACGAAUUCAUCGAAAAUCGGAUUUGGAGAGAAGGUCCGGACUGGCUGCAGAAGAAUGAAGAGGAAUGGCCUGAAAACAUCAUCCCUGGUAUAGACGUUCCUGAACAGAAAACUCGCGUUUUUCUACUCUCAUGGACCAAUGCACUGGAGCAGAAUAUCAUCGGUAUUAUUAAUAAUUUUUCAUCACUUGGCAAAAUUUCUCGCAUAAUGGCAUAUGCGUUGCGCUAUGUUGCGUAUUUAAGGAAUAAGAAGUUAAUUAAGGGCGAUAUAAACUCCGAUGAAAUGCGAGCAGCGCUACACUACGUUAUCAGAAUAGUUCAAUCCGUCUCUUUUCCCACUGAGAUCAGUUGUUUGAAAACCAAUCGUCCAAUAGAUCGUAAGAGCAAAUUACUACCCCUAUCUCCAUUUUUAGAUGACACUUUGCUGAGGGUGGGUGGUAGACUAAAACAUUCCGAGUUAGAGUAUGACAAUAAAUAUCCGAUUUUAUUGCCUUGUAACAAUCAUCUAUCUAAAUUACUCAUUGUGGAGACUCACGCCAAACUUGCACAUGCAGGAGCGCAAACGACUUUAUAUGCAUUGAGACAAGAAUAUUGGAUUUUAAAUGGUAAAAUGUAUGUAAAGAAGCUCUUACGAAAAUGCGUUCCCUGUUUUCGAGUUAAACCCAAGAUACCUAAUCACUUAAUGGGCAAUUUACCAAGGGACAGACUUCAAUGCUCUCGUCCAUUUGAAAAUAUAGGCGUGGACUUUUGUGGUCCAUUCUUUGUAAAGGAAAGAAAGUUUCGAAAUAGAAAUAAGAUUAAGAUUUACGUCUCAGUAUUUAUAUGUCUAGUCACAAAGGCGAUCCAUUUAGAGGUCGUCAGCGAUCUCACCACCGAAGCUUUCUUGGCGGCAUUAAAGCGAUUUUUCUCGCGUAGAGGUAAGGCUAAAAUAAUAUAUUCUGACAAUGCGACAAAUUUCGUAGGGGCUAACAAUAAACUGACCGAGUUGCACCAAUGCGUAGAGCGAAAUUUGUCUCAGCUUCAGUCACAGCUCACCAAUGAAGGAAUAACGUGGAAGUUUAUCCCGCCUAAAUCACCUCACUUUGGCGGUAUUUGGGAAUCAGCUGUCAAAAGCUUUAAGCAUCAUUUACACCGAGUAGUUGGUGAGUCAUUGUUCACCUUUGAAGAGUUCAAUACCUUCAUCAUCGAGGUGGAGGCAAUCUUGAAUUCCAGACCGUUAACUGCAAUGUCAAUAGAUCCUAACGAUUUAAUAGCAUUAAGUCCAGCGCAUUUCUUAAUAGGCACUUCACUUACUACUGUUCCAGAGCAUGAUUUCGUUGAUGUACCGAUCAAUCGCCUGUCUAAUUGGGAGCAUAUUCAACGCGUUAAACAACAUUUUUGGGAAAGAUGGUCGAAAGAAUAUCUCAAUGAACUACAACAAAAAUAUAAAUGGUUCAUCAAAGAUGAAACUAAUGUCAAAAUUGGAUCACUAGUAAUGUUAAAGGAAGAUAAUAUGCCUCCAAUGAGAUGGAUAAUUGGCCGUAUCGUUGCAUUACAUCCAGGUGAUGACAAUAUUGUGCGUGUUGUUACUGUAAAAACCAAUAGCGGACUGUACAAACGUAGUAUAAGAAAAUUAGCAUUGUUACCCAUAGAUUGA
This is a messenger RNA of Vollenhovia emeryi, 4475 nucleotides long. RefSeq lists its product as uncharacterized. The record is from RefSeq and is a predicted model, not a curated record. The transcript is spliced from 3 exons. The annotation marks the transcript as partial. Gene Ontology annotation, molecular function: nucleic acid binding. Lineage: Eukaryota; Metazoa; Arthropoda; Insecta; Hymenoptera; Formicidae. Gene Ontology annotation, biological process: DNA integration.